GAGGUUAAAUAUAAGUCACACUGCCACAUGGGCCUUCUUGUGUUCUUUAAACAGGGAAAGAAUGAUUUCUAUUUCUCCACUACUAAUCACUAAUGCCUGCCGCAGUAUAUAAUUAUUUGUUUUGUCAUUAAUUGUCGUUGUUUCCUACUAGGAUGAAGUUCCACGAGGGCAGGGAUUUUGUUUUGUUCACUGCUGCAUCCUCAGCCCCUAAAACUGCCCGGCACAUAGUAGGUGCUCAAGAAAUAUAUGAAGGGCAGGACGAGGGGGCAAGAGGCCCCGUUGCGGACCGCGCUCUCUGAGCCUGCAGGGGGCGCGCUAGACACGCCUCCAAAGCUAGGCCCCGCCUCUCGCUUCCGGCCGUCGCUUGUGCGUUGGAGCCUGCGCGCCACCGUCCUUCUUUCAAUUGCGCAGGCGCGCCGGAAGCGCUGUCAGAGCGACGCGUGCGCCGUGGGAGCCGGAGCGGGGCCGGAGCGGACCUUGAGCUGGGUCGUGUCAGAACCGCAGCCGGACUCGAGGGGCGCCAUGCUGUCACCGGAGGCAGAGCGGGUGCUGCAGUACCUGGUCGAGGUGGAGGAGCUGGCCGAGGAGGUGCUGGCGGACAAGCGGCAGAUUGUGGACCUGGACACUAAAAGGAAUCAGAACCGAGAGGGCCUGAGGGCUCUGCAGAAGGAUCUUAGCCUCUCUGAAGAUGUGAUGGUUUGCUUUGGGAACAUGUUCAUCAGGAUGCCUCACCCUCAGACAAAGGAGAUGAUUGAGAAAGAUCAGGAUCAUCUGGAUAAAGAAAUAGAAAAACUUCGGACACAACUUAAAGUGAAGGUCAACCGCCUCUUUGAGGCCCAAGGCAAACCGGAGCUGAAGGGUUUUAACCUGACCCCCCUCAACCAGGAUGAGCUUAAAGCUCUCAAGAUCAUCCUGAAAGGAUGAGACUCAAGAAGCAAGAUGGGGGACCAAGACCAGCAUCGCCUCUGGGGUCAUGGAGGACCCAGGACCUUCUAAGCUUGAAACCUGCAAAGAUAGCCUCUGCCCUCAGGCGUCAGGAAUCUGGCCGUGACUCCUGUACGAAGCCUCGUGUGCGCCUUGCUUGGCUGCUCUGUGAUGGCAGGAGGGAGGCCUCGGCCUGCCGGUGUCUGCCGGACCUGACCACCAAGGCUUAGUGCACACAGGACCUAUUGACAGGCCGCGGCGGCCACCAGUGGGUGUGUGGGGCAGCACCUGCGGGGGCGUGAGAAUGACUGCAACAGGCACUUCUCAACAAUGGCCUGCUGUUGACAGGGCCCUGGCAGGGGAGAAUGGAGAGGGGCGGAGCGGGAUGUCAUGCCAGCGUCCCUCUUGGAAAAGAGAUGUUUUCAGGCAGGUGUAGCGGAACUGGUAGAAAGCAAGAAGCUCACGAGUGGUUUGUGAAUGCAAGACAGACUCUUGGUGCCUUUUGUUCACCACAGCCGUCCGUGUGGCAGACACGCAUUUCCACCACUGCCUCCAGUCUUGCCCUUUCUUCCUGCUUGCUUCCAGGAGUAUGUGCUGCUUAUCAACCCAUGGUCCUCUUUACUCAGGAGGGCCUUGCAGAGUCCUGCACUGGGAUGGGUGAGCGGGGCGGCGCUUAACAUGCCACGUGUCAGGCAUGCCCCUCCACCACCUCUGAAAGCAGGGCCUGGCCAGCGCUGCUCAGAGUCCCGUCUGCCUCAGUGGUCUGAGGUCCUAGUGUGAAUGUGCCGUGAGGACAAAACUGUCUUGGUGUUCCUUGAGGUCUCAAUAAAUGUCAGCUGAAUGAAAUAGCA
Molecule: messenger RNA, 1775 nt
Organism: Microcebus murinus (gray mouse lemur)
Lineage: Eukaryota; Metazoa; Chordata; Mammalia; Primates; Cheirogaleidae
Gene: PDRG1
Product: p53 and DNA damage regulated 1
Source: RefSeq, a predicted model, not a curated record